CUGCACAUUGUGUAGUGCACUAUGUUUCCAAAAGGGGCCAUUUUGGAUUUAACCAAGGUCCUCCGCUUGUGUGCUUUGCUACUGCGUGCUCCUCUGUGCCCCCCUCCCUUUUGUUCUUUCUCUCUUUCGGCAUCCCCCCAUCCCCCACUCUCUCUCUCUCUCUCUCUCUCUCUCUCUCUCUCUCACACCAUGAGUGUGUGUAUGUGUGUGUGAAUGCUUCUGCGUUUCCAUACCGCCUGCAAGAAAAAAGCCCCCAAAUCGCUGGAGCAAAGUGGGAAAAAACAAGCCGAAGGAGAAAAGGCCAGAGGGAAAGAACACGUUCAUAACGGACUUAUACACGCAAAUCUGCCUCUAUAAUUAUCAUAUCGGUUUGCAGGUAUAAUCAGCAGUGUCCAUUUGCAUAUCCAUCCCUUCUUCAUUUGCCUUUGCUUCAGUGAGAAUGGCAGGCGGACCCCCCUCUGACAAAUACACUUUUCUCUACCCGACAGACAGCAGCCUAAAGAGAUCUCAGUCUGAUCAAGCAUCAAUGGGAUGUGUUGAACAAACAAGUCCUAUCCAUGGAGGCCCCACCUUGCAACUUACGGGACUUGAAGGAUCUGCUGCUAACGUCUUGGUGCCAGAUACCACAGCACAUCUUCAGGGGUCCUGUGGAGUCCAGGCCUUGAUGGGUCAGAGCUGUUUCAACGACACAAGAAGGACCUACACAAUAUUAGACAGUAAGAGCAGAGUAUCCAGCAUGAACCCCGUGUACAGUCCAGUGCAGCCCGGGACUCCAUAUGGAAACCCCAAAACCAUGGCCUACACAGGUUACCCAGCAGGCUAUCCUACUGCAGCGCCUGCCUACACACCAAGCCUCUAUCAGACAGGCAGUCCAGGGUACCCUCCAGGAUACACCGCAGGGACUCCGUAUAAAGUUCCCCCGUCCCAGUCGAAUGGCGCUCCUCCUCCAUAUUCCCCCUCUCCAAAUACAUAUCCCUCAGCCAUGUACCCUAUCCGCAGUGCCUACCCCCAACAGAACCUCUACACUCAGGGAGCCUACUACACCCAGCCUGUGUACGCUGCACAGCCACAUGUUAUCCAUCACACCACGGUGGUGCAGCCGAACAGCAUCCCCUCUGCCCUGUACCCCGCCCCAGUGCCCCCUGUGACCCCCCGGCCCAGCGCACUCACCAUGGGCAUGGUGGCAGGAACCACGAUGGCCAUGUCUGCAGGAACGCUGUUGACCACACCCCAGCAUACUCCCAUUGGUCCACACCCUGUUACGGUGCCAACGUAUCGUCCGCAAGGGACGCCUGGCUACAGCUAUGUGCCACCUCACUGGUAGAGCCAACCUGUCAAUCAUAUCUGGAGUUAAACGUCGUAUGCAAAAUCUUCAAGUGUUACACAGGCUCUCUGUGAUCAGCAGCCACGUCUGCCAGAACAGAAGAAAAAAAGGGUCACUUUAUGCAUUCUUAUGUCUUUUUGUAAAAGCUGCUUUUUUUUUCUCCUCUAUUUUUUUUCUAAUUUAAUUUCUUCUUGUGUUUUAGUCUUACUAUUCCUUACCUGUUUUGUUGCAUUUUUUUAAUCAAUAUUUUUAACAAUCAACUCCUGCAGAAACUCCAGAAUGAUUUUGACCAAUUGCGACUUUGAAACAAUGUGCUUUUUUGUUGAUGUUGUUGUUGUUGUUGUUGUUCCAUAUUUCCACUGGUGAGUGGGAAUGUACAUUGCACCAUGCUCAUCAUGUCUGUCAUGCCAAAUAUUAUAAGGUUUAGAUAGUAGUGCAGGGUGUUUUUUUUUUUGUUUGUUUGUUUGUUUGUUUUUGUUUUUCCAUUUGUGUAGAUUUUCAGAUUCCCUUUAGAAGGGCUGAGACGGGUUUCUGCUUUUCAGUUUUGAUUUCAUACAACUUUCUUCUGUUCAUCUUCUAGCAUUGAUAACAAGGGUGUCUUCCAAUUUGUAGCAGUUUAUUAGGUACAUUUGUAAUAAGUUUAGCACAGUGAGUAGGACAGCUCGAUGUGAUUCAGACUUCAUUAGGAUGUCGAGCGCUUACACUAAUCUCAGUUAUUCACUUAGUAGAGGACUCUGGUUUCUUUAUUUACUGGAUCAUCUGGAUAUAGUAAGCUUCUAAAUUAUGACGUGCAAAUUAUAUUUCUAUAGAUUCAUGUAAUGAGAUGUGCUCUUGCGGUGGUUUGCAAUUGGACAUACAUGCUGAAACACCUGCCAACACACAGUCUCAGUGGGGGCAAGUGAUAUAAAAAUGGCACUUAGGCUGAAGGAUCAGGGUCAGAUUUCAUCUUAAUGCAAAAUAUGUGCCAAGACACAGAACGAUUGGGAUCGACAGGGUCCUGAGUUAAUAUUCAUGAUCUCUAAAUUAUGGUGGACUGUAAAUAUGAAACACACUAACAAAGCAAAUCAGCAAACAUAACAGCAAAUCAGAAAUCACAUCAGCAAUAACGUAAGGGAAGGUCCUUAUUGAACAUCACAUGCAUGUUGCUGGUUAGCUAUGGUGUACAUCAUGCUAAGACUCUGCAGAAAACAGCUGGAUUUUUUUUUUUUUACAGGAAAUGCUAGACUAAAUGAAUCUACUGAUGUUUUUAUACAUACUUACUUUUACCAAGUGUACAUGUAUGAUAUGCUGUCAACUUUGCACAGCAUUAAAAUUAGUAUGCAAAUUCUAAAAUUAAAUAAACAAAAAUAUAUGAAUAAAUUAAUUAAUUAACUAAAAGCUUAAAAGUAGCCUUGUUUUUCAGAAGAAUUACUCCUCACAAUAGGAGGCUGAGAUAAGAGUUAUCCUUGUGAUCGUCAUACUCCGUGUCCAAUCAGUAGCAAGCUUGAUGUUCAAUAAUGAUCUUUCCUUGCCGUUUUGUGUUGAUGUCUGUGUUUCUGAAUUUGUUUUUGCGUUUUUGGUUUGUUGAUGUGUUUUGCAUUUACCAAAACGGAUUUAAAGGGAUUUUUAUCAUGCAUUUAGAAUGAAUCAGUAAUGAUUGCAGUAAGUAGUAGACUAAUCCUUCAUUCACAUUAAAAGGUGACAAAUCAUUAACCCAGUUUUUUGCUUGUUGGUAUGCACUCUACAGUUUUUUUAGUGUUCUAAUAGGAAGUGAUUUUUAUAGGUUAUUGUAAAACUGAUACCUGUUUUUUUAAAUGAUUUAAUAUCUUCCUAUUUCUGUUGCUUUAAAUGGUAUUCAUUUGUCAAAUUGUUAAUAUCAAACAUUGACUAUCCAAAUUUGCAGACAGUUGAGAAAAUCUUGAUUUGAUUGUCACUGUGCCAGAAUUGGAGAGCAGGGUCUGUACACUGGAUGUAGACCAUUGGGCAGGUCUUUAGGUGUGACGGAUGGGUCUGUCUUUUAGCCCAUACAAGUCCUCAAACAUACCAUUUACUUUUUUCUUUUUUUAUAAUAUUUCUCAUAAUCCUGUCAGGUUAGCUUAUGUUUGAAGUCUAUGAACCUUUAGAAAUAUGACUCGAACUAAUUUCUCAAAGGAUAUCUGAGGAAAUUUUAUGAUGGCUAGUUGGCUAGCCACAAAGCCUGUGAAAAUGCAUGAGCAUAAAUGACUGCCAAUGUCCUCAAUCUUCUGAUUUGAAGCCCUUCAUAAAUGGACUCAAUGGCACACUUACAUUCUCAUUUAUGCCCUUCAGGACAAAUGCAGCAUUCGACUAGAGCUCAUAACUCAGAAUUUCCAAAUAAAAUGACCUAUCAAUAUGGCUCCACGCACUCUCAACAGUAAAUCAAGUACUGGUUCUUUCCUUUUAAAUGAGAUUACUGUAGUAUUUGCUUCAGAUCAAUCGACACACAGACAUAACAUGAACUAUAACACUGACCAUACAGCUUAUUAGCUGGCUUGCUGUUUUAGUUCAUAAGAUUUUGCUGCUUGGCAGAGCAAACAAAAUAUGGUAUUUACUCUACAUAAUAGAGGAAAUCAUUCCUACUUCACAGUUGAGUGGACUGCAGCAACACUCAGAGCCACUCCUAUUUCCAUAUAUGGUCUCAGUGCAGUGCUCACAUUUUCAUUUAUGGCUUUCAAACCACGUCCACCCAGUGUCACUCAUAUUUCCCCAAUAUGAACCCAUAUAUGGACUCAAGAUGCACCUUCCAUCGUGCAGCCAGUCCAUGUUGAAAUUGUAGUUGUGCUAUGCCACAGGAAAUGACUGCUUGCUUUGUCGCUUUGUCACUUCCUAGUGUGAAUGUAGGGUAAAAACAAGUAGAAAAGGGCAUAAAGGUGACCAGUUGAGAAAUCCCCAAGUCCUCUGUGAACAUUUGGGCCCGGAGGCCUCGCUGCACAGAUUUGAGAAGUAUUUGUUAAAUGCAAUAAUAAAAACUGCCUCAAUGUACAACAGCAUUGAAAGAAAGAAUAUUGUGAAUCCUACUCCCUUGUAAUCUAUGAACGCACUACAUUACAUAUCAGUUACUUUAUAAAAUAAUAUCAGCAUAUUGACACAGAUACGUAAUAAUCAAAUAUACAGUACACUAUUUAAUGAUCUACUAAAGGAAGACAAGUGUAUAUACUAUGGUACCCAUUUGGCUUGAUUAGGAAUGUGCCGAUAUUCAGUUUUUGAUUUUUUAGGGCAGUCUACAGAUAUUACCAUGAUAUUGUAUAUAAAAACUGUUUCCUGUAUCCUUCUCUUUGGCUGGCAUGUUUUGUUUUUGUUCUGUUUUGUUUUUUUGUCAUAGAACACAACAGGACAUUCUUGGGAGAAAACUGAUGGCUAAUAUGGAGAGCAGACAUACUCUUAAAUGGAAAGCAGGGUUACUGAUGCUAUCCUGGAAUAUGUUUAAACUUUUUUUGCUGUUUUCUGUUCUGAAGGUUUCUACCACAGUAGCCACACACACUGAAAUUAUUUGCCUUGUUUUGUAGCAUUUUAUGUAAACCUGAUGAACUAACAAGCAAUCUCCAACAAGCAGCAGCUGCUUUUCUGGUGAUGAGUGCAACUAGAAUAUUCCUAGCAGACUAACAUAGGUAGCUAACUAAGGAUAAAUUGCAAAUUAGCUAAAUAUGGUCACUAAAUAAGCUUUGAAAUUGCAGUAGAUUAGCUAAUUGAUUUUGACUACAAAAUGAUUUCUGACAAUCUAUGAACAGAAAUACAAGCACAGACAUGAAAAUUUGUAAACUUGCUCCACAGUCAGGGAGAGACAGCUUGUUGAAAAAUUCAAGGAAAUCUGGUCUGGUGAAGAGAAUAAUGGGAUUGACUACACCAUGAAAGGUAUUUGCAAAGCUGCCCUCACAUUAAAUCAAAGAAUGGGACAGGCUUUAUGUUGGGAGUACGCAAAUGCUGCCUACCUUGGUAGCCACCUUGCGAUAGAAAUGCAUUGAUUGCCUGUGUUUAAUGCUGGGGUUUAUCAUAUUAUUGAUUAUCGGCACAUCCCUAGUCACAGGAUUAAUAUUAUUCUUGGUCAACACAUUUAUCAUUUAGGCUACUCAAACACUACUUGAAAUAUAGUCAUCCGAAUGAGAAGACUCAGAAAUUUUAUGGGACAUUAUGACAUGCGGAUUUCAGCUCUUCAGGUCAGUAUUCAGUAGAGCCUUUGUGAAACAUUCCUUUAUUAUAAAGGAGGGAGUGAGAGGAAGAAAACUUGUACAAGACUAAAACUGGACUACUUAAUUGGAAAAAUUCCAAAUUCUUCCUCUUACCUGUGGCAGCAUAGGAAAACCCUUUAAUUCAUAAACUUCAGAAGAAUUCUCGAGAAUGCAGUUUUUUCUUUUCUUUUGUUUUGACAAUAUUCCAAUCAGAACCAAACAUCUGCCUUGUGAAGUCUUUUCACUAUCAAAAAUGUAAAAGUUUUUUUAUUAUUUGCGCAAGUUAACGGUUGUUAAUGCUAGGCUGAGGUUACUAGGAAGCAAAUACAGGAUAUAAAAAUAAAUGUUAUAUAUAGGGAUGUGGACGAUUAUUCAAAUGUCUGCAUGUAAAGCAUUUAUGUGUAUGUUUUCAUUCAUUGACAAACUAUAUAGUGCUUUGCAUAAGUAUUUACUGCAUUGAAUUUUAUAUUUUGUAGUGUUUCAACCUGGAAUUGAAAUAGACUUAAUUGGGAUUUUUACAAUUUGAUUUACUCAAUAUGUCUGACAUUUGAAGGUACAAAAUGCAGUUAUUUUUAAGUUGCAUAAGUAUUCACCCCUGGUUGAUAUACAUGCCCAUUCGUCUUGGUAAAAUUGCUUAUGUUCUGUUAGAUGAGAUGUUAGUGAACAGCAACAUUCAGGUCUCUCAAUCAGAUUGAGGUCUUUGACUUUGAGGGCUUUGACUGGGACAUUCUAAAACGUUCAGGUUUUUAGUUUUUUACUAUUCCACUAAAGUUAGAAUGGUAGUAAGCAUAAGUUCAUUAUCCUGUUUGGAGCUUACACCUCUGGCCCAGUCUCAAGUCUCUUACAAACAGAAACACAUUUCUUCUCAGAUUGCCCUGUAUUUGGCUCCAUCCAUAUUGCCCUUAAACCUGAGUAAUUUUCCCUGCUUCAGUAGCAUGGGCUGUUUUGUGUAGCUGGCAUAAUGUGAAUAAAUACUUAUGCAAGGCAGUUUAUUACAUUACAUGACAUGUCAAAGUGGUUGUAGCCUUUUAAAAUGAAAUGUUUUUGUUUUUCAUUUCUGUUCAUUAUUUCUCUGUAUUACAUCUGUCAAUCACACAAACCCAUAUGCCAUCACAGACAGGACAAAUUAUUAAUUGUAGUGAAAAAUGAUACUUGAUUACGUCAUAUUAAAUCCACUUUUCUCCAUGUCCUACCAGUUAAGUAAAUAAUAUUUUAUCUCACAAACAGUUGCUGAAUGAGCAUCACUAAGCUACAGGAUAGACUACAGGCAGAUGCUAAUGCUACUAACACUAACAGACAAGUUUAGAUGGAAAAUAAACAAAAGGCGUUUGGUGAGGAAUGUUUGAAUAUUAUUUAAGCAAAGUCUUAAAUAUAGAAAGAAAAACUUGAAUAGUUGAAUUGGGACAACUGAUGAUUAACAACAACUUACAAGUUUUCCGGUAUCACCACAGAUAUAUGAAAAUUUUAACUUUUAAGUAAACUGCAUUAGAACCAUCUAGAAUCCUCUAUAUUUAAUAGAUGGAUAAAAGCAUCUUCUUCUCUUUUUUUAUUCUAUUCUAAAAUAAAUUUGGCCUAAAGACUAGUGUUUCACAAUGUUGUCCUAGUAUUAAGUACUUAAGUGCCCUCCAGAAUUAUUGGCACCCCAGAGUGGUGCAACACAAAAGCAUCACCCUAUCAUCGAGAGCUCAUUAAUUUGAAUCCUUUAUUUAAACAUGUUUUGUUUUCAAACAGAACAUUUUAUUUAUUGGUGCAAUUUUUUUUCUGCAAAAUACUGGUUUCAAAAUUAUUGGCACAUUUACAAUUAAUAUUCUGUGACACCUUGUCUGGAGAGAAUAAUAACACUGAGUCUCUUGUAAUGUCUAACAAAGUUGGAGAAACUUAUAGAGGCAUUUAUUUAAAUUAUUCCUCAGGGUUGUCACUAAUUUUGGUACAUAAAUUCUUGAGGAAAAAAAAAAAUACUAUUAUUAAAAAAAUAGUUCUAAUGAGUGAUUUAUGUUAGAAAAAGGAUGCAUAGUUUCUCCUGUUGUUUGAGUAGGAAAUUUGAAAUAUUGUAAUAUUUAUACUCUAUGAUCUUUUCUUUGCUUAUUUUUUGAAGGCUAGUAUGUCUGGAGGGCACUGUAAAUAUUUCAAAUAUACCUUGGUCUUUCUUUCUGUCACUUUCUCCUUUGUAUUAAAUAUUAAGUCUGUUUAUCCAUCUAGUCUUAAUAACAGUAUUAUGGCAGGCAAUGAAAUAUUGAUAUAAUUAGAACAAAUCAGAUUUGUAAUGCAAGACUUAAUGCAAUCAAUGCAAUUUAAAGUUAUUAAUCAGUUCACUGGUCAAGGUUGUUUCUGAGAUGGAGGUCGAACCUCUCAAAUCGAAAAUGUAGGAUUUAUAAGUGUUUUUGUUGCUAUUUUUACACUAACGUAAGUUGGUUAGAUUUAAAAGUAAACGAUUCCACACUUACCUGUAAUUAUGCGCUUUCUACCAUAAGUGUUAUUUAAGUUUUUAUUAAUGAUUGAUGUUCCUUUUAUUCUUAAGUAAAUGAUCAGGAGUGUGGUGUGUAACUAUGUGAGGGACAUUUCAGAGCACAGGUCUGUAAACGGUCUCUUCCUCUUGCUUACUCUUGCUUUUCUGUCUUUAUAAUGGCCUGCUUCAAGUAAAUUGUGGUACUGUUAAAUUAUCAGACGGAAGAACAUGAAAGGGGAUUUUUCUAUUUAAACAAAAAAAAGUCUGUAAAUUUAAAAAAAAAAAAAAAAAAAAAAAUG
Ictalurus punctatus (channel catfish) is the source of this 8232-nucleotide messenger RNA. It is a transcript of the gene fam168a, whose product is annotated as family with sequence similarity 168 member A. The transcript has 10 exons. Gene Ontology annotation, biological process: positive regulation of base-excision repair. Lineage: Eukaryota; Metazoa; Chordata; Actinopteri; Siluriformes; Ictaluridae. The record is from RefSeq and is a predicted model, not a curated record. Bases 440 to 1324 code for a protein of 294 amino acids.